Messenger RNA from Exophiala viscosa, 1190 nucleotides. RefSeq lists its product as uncharacterized. NCBI's taxonomy places the organism in Eukaryota, Fungi, Ascomycota, Eurotiomycetes, Chaetothyriales, Herpotrichiellaceae. The record is from RefSeq and is a predicted model, not a curated record. Bases 386 to 1036 code for a protein of 216 amino acids. The transcript has 3 exons.
CGCUCGCGUCACUCACCUCGCACUCCUCGCUAACUUCAUCUUCGCAAUCAGUCGUCGCCAUUGACUUUGAAUUUUAUACGAGGAAUCUACACCUUUUCCAGCAUUGGUCCAUUCUGACAGAAGCAAAGUGUCAUCUACGUCCGCUCCUUUCCUCGUAGGCGUGGGUACAAUUGUGUGUGGCAGGCCACCUUGACACAACUGUGGCACCUCGUCCGCCGCACAGCCCUCUACACAAAGCGUCGAGCAUGUUCCAGAUCAAUGUCACCGACACUUGAAGGAGACCGGCAAUACAAUUCAGCAAGCAUCUGAACAUCUUCAUCCAUGGUGCUUGCCUGCAGCGGCGGUUUAGGGCCGUGAGCCAUUCGGCUCUGAUGACGGAACAUCAAUGGUUUCCGUCACCAUCUGCUUCGUGAAAGUUGAUGCCUGGCGGCAAAUGUUCCACGCAGGGGCCGCAUCAGCGAACAUGGUGUUCAACAAGAUCCAAAACCACUCAAGAUACCCUGCUGCUGCCUGGUGGGAGGGUGUGAACCGUGGUGGCCUUACUGGGAUUGUGGUAAGGCUGAAAAUCCACCAACCAAAAUCCGUGCCGCCCGCAUUGCGAACACGAGGGGUCCUUUGGGUCAUAGCCGGCAUUAUUGUACCCUACUUAUGCAGACGACAACCCAAAAGUUCGUUUACUUGGCAUCAACGUGAUUUGGUCACCGUGUGCGCCACGGAAGCCUGCCUAGCACUAUCGCUUGCAGAGAAUGUCGGCUCCGGUAUCUCAGCUCAAUGGACGUUAAGACGAGGCACACGAGUCCAGAUCAUGUGUUUGAGGCUGAGGUUGGUUCAUGGAUGUGACGCUUACAGGAAUGCACGACAUCGGGCCCCGGCUUCCAGUCACCCUCCGGACUGCAAAAUUCGUCAUCUGGCCCUGCUUCGCCUCGCUUUAUGGCUAGCACGAAGGUCUUUACUUUGGGUCGGCCUUAUGGCUGUAAGCAAAUGUCUAGUUUCCAAGCCCACCAAAGAACGUAAAGUCCAAAACAUUCGAGGCUGAGCUUCAUGUCCCCUGGAAUGAGAACUUUUGUUCGGACUAAAUGCGUCUGCAGACAUAUUCGGACACGGUAAACAAUGGCAUGCAGCGCUGCGCCAUGAGGAACUGUGUGGAGGAUAAAUAGGAGUAGGUCCUCGGUGAGUCUUGAUCAUGCUCA